Durio zibethinus is the source of this 3299-nucleotide messenger RNA. The record is from RefSeq and is a predicted model, not a curated record. Lineage: Eukaryota; Viridiplantae; Streptophyta; Magnoliopsida; Malvales; Malvaceae.
UCCAUCUCUUGAACAAAAGGUCAGCGAUAUCGGAUAUCGUUCCCUUCCGCGUCACUCUGUUUCUCAGGCGGUCAAUUUAUUUUAAAAAAUAAAUAAAUAUUUAAUCUGCAAUAAAUUCACAAAAAAUUAUCAUUUUAAUGUAAAACUAAGCUUUGAAAUUAAUUUUUGCCCAAUGCUAUUUUUAAAUCCAAAUAUGUGUACGAUCGAGCUCAAUAAUGGCGGUUAGUGAAGCUACGGCAAGGAUUAUCUUAAUUUCUAGCACCUGGGGAAGGCAGCUUAGGGGGUACGGAGUUGGUUACUGAAGAUUAAAAGGAGUUAUAUUUUGUCGUGGUGAUUUGCUUAACUUUUAGUUAUGGAGCUCCUUAGUGAUUUACUUGUGUUUUAGGUUGAACUGUCUGUAUUUGCAGAGGGAAGUUUCUAGAUGAACGUUUAUAGCGAUGAUGAGAAAGGGUUCCGAGAACUAAAUCAUCAGCUAUAUGAUGGUAACAAGAGAACUGUAAAUGGAGUUGUGGCUGAGGAACAUGCGAUGCUAGAAGGAGAUGAUUUGAAUGUUAACAAGAUUGCACAGAAUGUAAGAGAUGGUCAUGUUAGGGAUGUUCAAGCCCCUGCUGUGCUGCAAAUGCCACAGCAACGGCCUCAAAAUUCCACGGGUUGUUGGGAGAGGUUUCUGCAUCAAACAUCAAUUAAGGUUCUGCUUGUAGAAAAUGAUGAUUCUACUCGACAUGUUGUCACUGCGCUUCUGCGCAAUUGCAGAUAUGAAGUUGUUGAAGCUGCAAAUGGAUUGCAAGCAUGGAAGAUAUUAGAAGAUUUGACCAAUCAUAUUGAUCUUGUAUUGACUGAGGUCGUUAUGCCUUGCUUAUCUGGCAUUGUUCUUUUGAGCAAGAUUAUGAGCCACAAAACACGUAAAAAUGUUCCUGUGAUCAAUUUGCGUGCAGUGAUGUCAUCUCAUGAUUCAAUGGGUAUAGUUUUUAAGUGUUUAUCAAAAGGUGCCGUUGACUUUUUAGUGAAGCCUAUUCGAAAGAAUGAGCUUAAGAACCUUUGGCAGCAUGUUUGGAGGAGAUGCCAUAGUUCUAGUGGUAGUGGAAGUGAAAGCGGAACACAAACUCAAAAAUCUGUGAAAUCAAAAUGUGUUGAGAAGUCUGACAACAAUACUGGCAGCAAUGACAAGGAUGAUAAUGGGAGCAUCGGUCUAAAUGUUGGGGAUGGUAGUUAUGAUGGGAGUGACACUCAGAGUUCAUGGACGAAACAAGCAGUAGAAGUUGACAGCCCCUGUCCAGUCUCACCCUGGGAUCGAGUUGCUGAGUGCCCUGAUAGUACAUGUGCCCAAGUUAUCCAUUCAAAUGCAGAAUUAUCUGGGAACAAAUGGGUGCCAGUCACCACAGCAAGGGGGUGUCCAGAAUGGGAUGAACAGCUUGGCAAUGUUGCGAUGGGUAAAGACCUGGAUGUAGGCAUGCCUAGAAAUGUAGAUUUACAACUAGAGUGCUCGGUUGAGGUCCCAAUCAAGACAGUAGGAGCAAAACAAAAUAACCUGCUUGAGAUGAGCUCCAGUAAAUUCGAUGAACAGAUUGAUAAAAGGCAGCUGGACCUCAAUAGUGAAAGCCCAUCCAGAAAACUAACGUCUGAAGCUGCUAAUCAAACUGGCAUCGCCUCUAAGAGUACUGAUCUUAAGAAGGAAAGUGCAGAGUAUGAGGCUUCAAACAAGAUUUCCAAGAUCUCAGACAGCAAUGAUAAAACCAUCAAUGAUUGUAAAGAACUACUACCAUCUAUUGAACUUGGGUUGAAGAGACUUAGAGGAGUUAAAGAUUCUGGUACUGUGUUUAGGGAUGAGCGAAAUGUUUUGAGACGUUCAGACUCUUCAGCUUUCUCAAGGUAUAAUACGGCAUCAAAUGCAUAUAAGGUUCCCAUUGUCAACAUUGGAAGCUCAUCUACAAUUGAUAAUAAUUUAGAACUGACAAGAAAAGGAUCAAUUUGUGAUGUUCAAUCUCAUUUGGUUAAUGACCACCCCAAUCAAUGCUCAAAUGUUGGUAGCAAUAACAUUGAUAUGGGAUCCACGACUAAUAAUGCUUUUGCCAAGCCAGCAGUUUUGAAGAAUAAGUCAGCUGCAUCAUCCACAUUCAGGUCUUCACAUCCAUCCUCUACUUCCCAGCCUAUGAAAAAUGACCUUUUAAGUGCUACUAAGAAAGAUAUAUUAGACAAGGCUGAUGAUGUAAAUACUACAGCAAGACUGGCUCAACCUAGAGGGACUCACCUAGAACACCAAAUGCAACACUCCCCACACCAUUAUGAUCAACAUCACCAGCUUGCUCACAGUAUGCAACAACAGCAGCAGCCCCCUGAACAUGAUUUGUCUUUGGAAAAAAUGGCUGCAGAUGCCCCUCAUUGUGGGUCGUCCAAUGUGUUAGGUGGGCCUGUUGUUGGAAAUGCUGGCAACUACAGUGUCAAUGGAAGUGCCUCAGGUAGUAACCAUGGAAGCAAUGGGCCAAACGGGAGUAGCACUGCUAUCAAUACUGUAGCAACAAACAUAGAAAGUGAUAAUGGAAUAGCUGGGAAAAGUGGAAGUGGUGAUGCAAGUGGGAGUGGGAGCAAGGCAGACCAGAGCAAGUCUGCUCAUAGGGAAGCUGCAUUGACCAAAUUUCGUCAGAAGAGAAAAGAGAGAUGCUUCCGGAAAAAGGUUCGAUACCAAAGCAGGAAACAAUUAGCAGAACAACGACCUCGCAUCCGAGGGCAAUUCGCACGACAAACAUUGAACGACCCAGCAUCCGAAGGCAAUUCAUGUGACAAAUAGCAAAGAGGUGGCUGAUACAAGAUUUGGUACAAUCAUUCUGAGAAGACCUUGAUGUAGACUAUUGGAGAAUGUUUUGAUGAACUGUAUUUUAUUCCUGUACACACCUCUCUUUUUUUUCCUUUAUAAUUUGUUGUUAUGGACUUAAACUUGGGCCUUGGGGGAACUGAAGGAGGUAGAAGACUUCUAUAAUAAGACCUCAUAUCGUUUCGUGUGCUGGAUUGAUGAACAUCAUUAAAAUUUAAAACACAAUAGGUUGCUUUGAGAACUUUUUAAUCAUGUUCCAUUGGUUAGUUUCUGAAGUUUCUUAAUCGAGAUUUAGUUCUGAAGGUAUCGUUGGAAUUAAACUACUUGACUAUCGUUUGAUUGGGUAUUUGAAGACAUUGACAUGUCAAUUUGCUGAAGAGUUUGGACAGAGAAGUGAGCAUUGGAAAAGCCCAAAAAGAAAGUGGCCCAGUUUUUUUGAAAUAUCAACCUUCUUAUUCACGAUUGCUUCCUUUGAUGGUCAGAAAGAGCA